Molecule: messenger RNA, 438 nt
Organism: Plasmodium relictum
Lineage: Eukaryota; Apicomplexa; Aconoidasida; Haemosporida; Plasmodiidae
Product: RNA polymerase subunit 8c, putative
Exons: 3
Coding region: 1-438 (145 amino acids)
Biological process (GO): DNA-templated transcription
Cellular component (GO): RNA polymerase III complex; RNA polymerase II, core complex; RNA polymerase I complex
Molecular function (GO): DNA-directed RNA polymerase activity
Source: RefSeq, a predicted model, not a curated record
AUGGCAUCGAGUAUUUUAUUUGAAGAUCGUUUUGUUAUAAGUAGUGUAGAUAAUUCAAAAUUUGAAAAAGUAAGCAGAAUAAAAGCUAAAAGUACUGGUUAUGAUGCUGAAUUAAUUCUAGAUGUUCAUUCAGAAUUAUUUAAAGUGGAAGAAAAAAAGGCUAUUUAUCUGGCUCUACAAGAUAAAUUUUUAAUGAAAAACGAUGAAAAAAUAUGGGAACAAACUGAAAACAUUUCGUUAAAUAAUAUUGAAUACAUUAUGAGUGGAAGAAUUUUUAAAUUUGAAGAAUUAUCAUCUGAAAGAAGAACGGUUUAUGCUUCCUUUGGUGGAUUGAUGAUGGCUUUAACUGCUGAUAAGCAGUUUAUUGGAGAUUUGGAAAUAGAUAUGAAAAUUUAUUUACUCACAAAAAAUGUAGAUAUUGAAAGAACAAGAGAAUAA